GAAAAAACGAGCAUUUCCAAAAUUGGGCUAAACUUAGAAUGGGCUUUUCGGCGACUGAAGAAAUCCAUUGAGGCCCGCAGAAAAGGGUAUUUCUGUAAUUAUAAUGAAGCUAAAACCCGCGGGAGAUUCAGAUUAGUGGCUGAUAGAGCCUGCAUUUUCCCGCCAUUACUCGCUCCCCUCAACCUACUGAAACCCUAGUCAGAGCAAAAUCGAAGCGAAGAAGGAAACCAGUCAUGGAAGGCGAAAUCAAAGCCGAAUUCGAGAAGAACGGUUUCAUCCUUGAUAACGAAGAGGAAAUCCUCAACAAAUGUCUCACUUUCUGCAUAAACUACAAGCUUAACCCUUCGGAUCUCGUUUCCAGCUGGGACGUUUACUCUCUCAAUCGAAAGCUGAAAGAUCUAGUUGUUCAGAAUGUGGAAAUGGAAGGUUUCCUAUCGCACUUACAAAACGAGCAGAAAGAAGCGGUGGUUAAACAAGAAGCCGACCUUCAUUUCUACUCGAGCAAAGAUGUUGACAUGAUUUUGAAUGAUGACGAGGAAAACUUUAAGGAUGCAAUUCUGAGCACUCCUCCAGGUAAAAAUGCAAAACCAUACUCCGAUCCAUUUGAUUCAGCACUCUACUCGAACGGGAACGGUUAUUCUUCUGAGAAGCCGUCAAGGCUUGUGACUCCAUUCGGGCGAAGAACCGAUAAGUUUGUUGCGAGAUUCAACUUCAACAAUCUGCCUGAUACCGAGAAUGGUGACGAAAAGGAUGCUGGUAUGGACUCUGAGGAUGAUGUGAUCAAGAGGGUUAAACCUUUGAAGAGGUUUUCUUUGGUUGUCAAUGGAGAUGGGCCUGAGCCAGGUUGCAGAUUCAUGUAUGACAGGAUUGAAGACCGGUUUAAUGCACUUGACAACCGCAUCAGAAGGCGUGCUGCUUCACUUUUUUCGUCUGGCAUUUAUGAGGAACCAUCAGAUCCUUCGGUUGCUUCGGGGAGAAGUAUAUUUGCUGUUGGAAUGAUUUGUUGUGAAGAGGAAGGUCGACUAAAUGACAAGUCCAUUAUGCUGCAAAGCAGCAUCGAGCAUUCAGGAGGACAGCGUGUGCGUCUAGAUCUGCAAAAAGUGAACCAGUUCUCUGUUUUUCCAGGACAGAUUGUAGGUGUUGAAGGUAACAAUCCAAGUGGAUAUUGUUUGAUCGCAUCGAAGCUGGUAGAUUCUGUUCCUUUAUCAGCAAACAAUGUUGAAGAUUUGCAUCCUGCGAAAAGACCAGCCUUGGACCAAGACAUUCAGUUGGUUGACUCAUCCAGUCCAGAAAAAGAGAUAUCAGUGCUUAUUGCCUCAGGACCGUUUACCACAACUGACAACUUAUAUUUUGAACCUCUCUCGGAGCUACUAGCUUAUGCAAGAAAAAAGCAACCACAGCUGCUUAUAUUGUUGGGACCAUUUGUUGACUCUGAACAUCCAGAGGUUAAGAAAGGAACUGCGGACAGAAGCUUUGAUGAAAUUUUUCAUAUUGAAAUCAUCAGAAGGGUGCAAGAUUAUGUUGAACACAUGGGUUCCAAUGCAAGAGUGAUUCUUGUACCUUCUACACGUGAUGCUAACCAUGACUUUGUUUUCCCUCAGCCUGCAUUCGACAUUCAUCCUCCCGAGCUCAAACAUCAGAAUGACUUAGUACUAUUUGUUUGGUUUGCCCAGAUCAAGAGUCUCCCAAACCCAGGCAUUUUCGAAGCUAAUCAGGUCAGAGUAGGUUGCUGUACGGUAGAUAUUCUUAAACAGCUUAGUGGAGAGGAGCUAUCUCGGAAUCCCAAAGAUGGUUCACCACCAAGCGACCGGAUGAGCAGACUUGCAAGCCAUAUCCUAAAUCAGCAAAGGCAACUUCAACAUGAAAAUAUUCCUGAAAGCAGCUUUUAUCCACUUUAUCCGCCGGCAGAAGAUGUCCCACUCGACUUCUCACUUUCUCCAAAAGCUCUCCACAUUGCUUCUCCUCCACCUGACAUUCUUAUAUUACCUUCAGACAUGAAGUACUUCAUUAAGGUAUUAACGCUCGGAGGAACAACUGAAGGGGAAGAGCAGAGGAAGUGCAUCUGUAUAAACCCAGGAAGACUGGCAAAGGGUGAAGGAGGUGGCACAUUUGCAGAGCUCGAUUACGGCGGCAGCCCUGAUAGAAUGAAUGCCUCUAUCUGGAGCAUAUAGAAGCGUUCCCAAAUCCCAAGUAACACAUACUAUCACAACUCCGUUCCCGAAUGUCGUCUUGCAUUGCAUACUAGAUGGUUAUGGUUGCAGAGUCUGGUCUAGAUUCUGCAGAUCAUCAGCAAGUCUAUAUGAGCUGAAUAUGUAAAUCACCAUCCCACAUUCCUUGUAUCCUUGGGGAAACUGUGCUCCAUACGAAGAGAAACAAAGUUGAUGGAAAGGGGCAAGGGAUGUACAUUUGUAGGAAUUGAGCUUUGUAAAAUUUAUGUCAGGUAAUGUGUAUUAGGGUUCUUCUAAAAGCUGUACUUUUCAGGGGUUUUUUCCUGAGUUUAUUAGUAUUAUUAUUUUAUUCAGUUCAACUCAGAUGGAUCAGUAGAGACAAAAUAGAAAAAAGAAAUGAAAGAAUAUUAGUCAUCUUCCAUUUUUUCAAUUCUUCAACCAAGAUAUAAAACUGUCAGAAGUCAACAUUCUUGGCUGCUUUCUCUUAUU
This is a messenger RNA of Linum tenue, 2657 nucleotides long. The record is from the annotation of a GenBank genome assembly. Lineage: Eukaryota; Viridiplantae; Streptophyta; Magnoliopsida; Malpighiales; Linaceae.